AAUCAUUCUUGGUGAAGGUCCAAUCAAUCUCAAAAUCGGCCCUCGGCCACCCAUUUGCAAGGUGUGCUAGGUGUAUUGAUACCUACAUAUGUGUGCCAUCAAGCCUAGCCUAGUCUCGGCUGGUCUGGUUCACCGGCUGCGCUAGGAUGAAAGGGGGGGUUGUGUUCCCUCCUUUUUCCAAACUCAACAGAACCACGCCGUCGGUACUUGACCUGGUUGACCUGACCUAACCGGGCCUGACCUGACUUGUCCUGUCCCCGAUCCGACGCACCGCCCUCUACCUAGGCCCAAUCUAGUCUCAGUUUGCCUCCUCGUCACAACCCGGACUUUUACUUCUUUCUUUCCAUCCGCAACCUUCUUCUGCACGCUCCUUGUCACUCAUUGUAAAGGGGCAUCGCCCAACCCAAACCAAACCCACCAAUCGUUGGUUCAUCCAUCGGUCGGCCCUUUUUAAUACUUACUUUGGUUGCAGGCCUUUUUUUUUCUUGCUGCACAAUUAUCCGGCCAAGAUACAAUCAAACAUGAAAGCAGCAUCAUUACAUACAUUGCAGCUAGUGUUAUUGGUGGCAAAGGAUUGAAGAUCCCAAUUCGUCUCCAUGCAAGUGAACCACGGACGGCCGGCAUUUUAUCACUCACUCGCAGACAUGACGAUGAUGCCCACCGUCGCAGCCAUGGCCAAGGCUGGGAUGCCGUCUGCACGUGCAUCGCAUGCGCCAAUGCAUGCUGAUGAGAGGACCGAACAUGGCACCUCACAGCUGAAUGCACUGGCCACGCCUCAGCCUUGGCCUGCCCAGGAUCGGUGGGCUGAGCUCCGGCCUAUAAUCACCAGGUUGUACAGAGAGGAGAAUAAGACUUUGAAGGAUACUAUGGAAAUAAUGGAGCGGGAGCAUAAUUUUUCUGCCACGGCGAGGAUGUACAAGACUCGCAUUAAGAACUGGGGUCUGGAUAAAAAAUUCAAGGCAAAGGAGGUUCUUGUCAUGCUCCAAGCGCAAAAAGAGCGCGAGGGUGACAACAAGGAGACUGAGUUUGUUGUCCGCGGCCACAAGGUCGACCAGCGUCGCAUGAAACGCUACCUGCAACGCAACAAAAUCGUUCUAGAUCGUUUCAAGGAAGGCGAUCUGCCGCCAGACGACACCGCUACUACGUUCAAAUCGUCGGUCUCUGGGUCGCCGGAAGGCGGCUCGCCAGAAUCCCGCUGCAGUGCUGGCAGCACUGGUACCGGUCGGCUUUCUAGGGGACGUCGAAGUUCGGGUGUCGUCGUCCACGUACGCACACCUUCGCCGGAACCAGUGAGCAGCUCAUGGCAGUGCGUCACAACCGAGCCGAACUCGCCAAGGCCCACGCUCGGCCUCCCAGGUCCAGUCAUAGAUGCAGAGAGGCUCCUUCACGCAGUGAGGUCAUAUAUUGGGGGCUCAUUCGCAGCUGGUACAUGGUUCUAUGAUGCCUUUGGACGCAUCCAGAGUCGCAAGGGAGGCACCGCCGAUUCUCUUUUGCUUGACACCUGGACCAGACUCGAGGUUGUGGCCUCGGGCAUGGCUACGAAGCAAGACGUAAAGGUCUUUGGUACAUUAAAUCCAGCCUUUGAGUCUCUGCAAGAAAUUGUACGAGAGGAGGCGCCACUUCUCAUCAGUCGUAUGCUACGGCUGUCACGCAAGCUCGAACUGCUCCAAAACCGCCAACUCUGGGCCGUCCUGGUUGAAUACAUUGGCGAGCAGACGUUGCGAAUCCUGGGCCCAACUCACGUUAUGAACAUCAUAUGGCAGCAAUUUCGCGACAUGGAUGUGGGGACCGACGAAGAAGUUCUUGACCGCGCCUUCAUGCUCAUUGUUGCCGAGUUCGAUAGAUGCUGCCCAUCCGCGACCAACUUUGGCGUGCUGGAAGCUUACCGGGAUCACUUCGACACCGUGUCGUCUCCCUCUCGCCGUCGAAAUUUGGAGGCCCAGGAGCUGAGUCUUCGUCAGACACUGGCACUCAUGCCAGCGCACGCAAGUGGUACACCUCCGUUGCAGGGCUUGCUCCUGCGGAUGCGCAUAACCUCAUCUCUUGUCGCUUGUGAGAGGGGCGAAUAUGCACGCGCCGAGAACAUCCUGUUUGACACCUCAUUCGCUGAAUUUGGAUGCCUCGGUCCUUGGGCCGUUGCUUCGCAGCAUGCAGCCCUCGGUCAUAUACUGGUCGCCAAGAAAGACUGGGUUCGAGCAGAGCAGGCAUUUCUUGCUGCCGUCGCACAGGUCGAGGGCGCUACAGGCUAUCAGAACGAGAGCUGCUGUGAACGUAUGCUGGCAAACCUCGAGCGCCUCUACACAUCCACGGGGCGAUAUCAUGACGCCACUGAAAUGCGCGACCGUAGAUUGAGGAGGCUGCUACAGCAGUCACAACAGCUCGGUCUGUCGCGGGGGCUACCCUUCCAGGCGGAGCGUGAAAUAAUGCCAUAUUCAGUGGUGAAGUUGGAAUCUCUAGACAAGUUAUGACUGCGUAAAGUCUGGGAUUUCUAGCUUCCCUCUUCGCCUAGGCGGCGCGAUACACCUACCUAUACACGCAUGUGCUGCUGAUAGCUGUACAAGAAGCACCAGUAUCAGUGCCGGGCGGCAUAGGAGGUCAAGUAUCUCUGAAUGGGCAAACACAGAGUACAAGUCGAUUCGGGCCUCUUUUUCUCCCCUCUGCGGGAUGACCGGGUCCUUUGAAGAGAGUAAACGGGACGUGCGUUGGCUCCCAGUGGUUCCUCUACCGAGAAAGCGGCAGAGACACCCAUCGAUACCUGCUGAGCGUAAUAAGCGAGCGCGUUCCCAACAACUCACCGAGAACUGCCAGGCACUUGACUCAUGGCAUGUCCCAAUGGUCAAGGUCGGGACAGGGCACAGUGGAUUGGGUUUCAUAAGGGCACAUAUUUGGCUCAGUUCCGUCUGUGCUCAAGCGACAUUCUGUCCACAUAAUUGGUCUAUGGUCAAACUGCCGCAAUGCUUGUAGGUAUGGAUAGACCAAAUAACAGAAUCGCCUCGUCCGAUGAGCUAGUUAGCGAUUGGGCUGCUAAUGCUCCGGUUGCUCAUUACUGGCUCAAGAUAAACAAUGGCAUUUGUGGAUUGAAGCCAUGGUCUUUAUAAGCCAAGAACGGUUCCCCGCAUUUGGAAGGGUCGUGGUGACGCCGUGACGCGAGGUCCAUAUACGGUACGGUAAUAUCUAGUGUGCUUAUGUGGGAAUUUAUGCCACAUUUACGCAUGGUUUGCCUCUUUGGGGAGGUAUUUGUACGGGAGCAGGACCUGUAAAGAACCCACCAAUGCGUACUCGGUACAGCAGCAGUUCAAAUAGAGCAA
Messenger RNA from Pyricularia oryzae 70-15, 3308 nucleotides. RefSeq lists its product as uncharacterized. NCBI's taxonomy places the organism in Eukaryota, Fungi, Ascomycota, Sordariomycetes, Magnaporthales, Pyriculariaceae. The record is from RefSeq and is a predicted model, not a curated record. The transcript is spliced from 2 exons. Bases 597 to 2468 code for a protein of 623 amino acids.